AUGGAAGAAUUCAAAAAGGCUAUGAUGAAAGGGUAUGAAAUGAUCGAUCUUGGACUCAUGAAAUAUUUUCUCGGCAUCCAAGUCAAGCAAAGACCUGGACAAAUAUUUAUCUCGCAAGAAAAAUAUGCGGAUGACUUACUAAAGAAGUUCAACAUGCAAGAUUGCAAACCACUUGCCACACCUAUGGCGAUGAACAAGAAGCUUUCAAAAGAUGAUGGGCAAAACAAAGUUGAUGCAACAGUUUAUAGAAGCCUAGUUGGUUCGCUAAUCUACUUAACCAACUCAAGGCCAGACAUCGUACAUACAGUUAUCAUCGUGUCUAGAUUCAUGAGUAACCCAAGCAAAGCACACUUUGCAGCUGCCAAGAGAAUCCUAAGAUAUGUCAAAGGCACAAAGGAUUUUGGCAUUUUGUACGGGGCAGAUAGAGACUUUAACUUGACAGGUUAUACAGAUAGCGACUGGACAGGAAGCACAGAUGAUAGAAAAAGCACAAGUGGAUAUGUGUUUCUUCUAGGCAACAAAGCAAUAUCAUAG
This is a messenger RNA of Glycine soja, 534 nucleotides long. RefSeq lists its product as uncharacterized. The transcript has a single exon. Lineage: Eukaryota; Viridiplantae; Streptophyta; Magnoliopsida; Fabales; Fabaceae. The record is from RefSeq and is a predicted model, not a curated record. The coding region runs from base 1 to 534 and encodes 177 amino acids.